UAGUUUAUCAAUUGUUAGGGUCGGGUCGAAAGAAAUUGAUAAAACAUGGAAAGAACCCGCCAAGUGCUAAGAAAUUGUUCGGGUCGGGUCGGAAGAAACUGAUGAGCUUUCGACAUCGUUAAAGCAGGGGACCUCUGCCCUACAAUUAACAGAGGACAUUCCUUGUAGGAAGCAAUGGCGCUUCCUUCGGCAUUUCGUGAAAGAGUGGAACAAAUGGAGCAAACUAGAAACGAGCGUCUCUCUCUUCUUCGUUCGGAGGAAGAGCUUCAGCACAGCAAGUCUCAGCACUUAGCCUCCCGAUUUUCCAACAUCACAUCCAUCGAACAGCGUUGCCUCAAACUUGAUCGCAAAAUUGCUUCUCAAUACUUCACUAUCUCUUUUCUCAAAUCUAAAUCCCUCCAGCUUCAUGCUCAGUAUCUCCACGAUUUUCAGAAAUACAGGGAUUUGAAGGAUGAAGUGGAGGAAUUGGAGGAAAUUGAGAAGGAGAAACUGAGGUAUUACAGUUUAGAAUGUGGAGAAAUGGAGAAAUUUAAGGAAAAAGUGGGAGAUUUCAUGGUUGAAUGCCAAUUACAAUUGGAAGAACUGAGGAAGACGAUAUCUUCUUCAGGACAAGUUCAAGGUAAGUUGAAUCAUUCAAAUAAUACUGAGAUUGCUACUGUUGACAUGAGAAAGAAAGAACUUGCUGAUAUUAAAGAGAAUUUGGAGAAAAGCUUGGCAUUGAAUUACCAAGUGCAAGAGCAGUUAACAAAGCAACUUGUCAGUAUAUUGAUGGAACAAAGCCAAGAGAAAAAGUGAUUUUUGAAGGCACACUGCAAAAAUGCAGAUUUAGAAAAGAGGUUUCAAUAUGCAUUUUUUGCUUAUGGCGCUUCAAUCAUUGGAUGGACCAACUGUAAACCGAUAAUAAUGAUAGAUGCAACAUUUUUGAAGUCAAAAUAUCGUCGUGUCCUCAUGAUAGCAGUGUCAAAGGACAAAAACAAUGACAUUUUCUUUGGCGUUUGAAAUUGCAGACUCAGAAAAUAAUGAGGCUACUAAGAUUUUCUAGUAACAUAAAAAUUUUAAUUUCAAUCAAGAUUUAAUUUUUCCAUGAAAUCAAGAAUGUGGGGUUAUUCAAAAUUCACUUAGUAACACACAACUAACAAAAUUAAAACUUCUUAACUAUACAACCACCAAUCUGACAAAUCCCUAAACAUAACUCUCAAAAAUACAAUAACUUUGUAUUAUGAGCUAAACCUUAAACGUAAACAACAAAAAGAGAUUCAAACACCCAAUUCAAAAAUAACGCAUACAAAAAAAAAUAAGAUAAAAUACAUGUAAAUGAUAAACUGAAUUUAGUAGAAACUUACAUCAAUAAUGAUGUCAAUUAAGUUUGAAGGCAAAAGUCCCGAAGAAUUGGAAGCAACAUCCACUGAGAAAUACUCUAUUUCUUCAUCAGAAGCAACAUACAUUUUUUUCUGGUAAGCGAGUUUGAAGAUUUUAAGAAAAAUCGGAUAAAGAGAGAGUAUUUGAGAAAUAAGGGAAAAAGAUGAAAGAUGAGGAUGAAUAUCUGAGUAAAUUUUUGGGAAAAAAAAAAAGAGAAAUAAAAAAAACUCUAAAUAAAUGUUAAAGUUAAAAAAGUUAAAAGAAGGAAAAAAAAAUGAAGAAAUAGAUAAUGGUUGAGAAAAAAAAAAGAGACAAAAAAAAUAAAGGUUGAGAUAAAUAAAUUAAAACAUGAAAAUAAAGUUAAAAGAAAAAAAUAAAAAUUUAAAAUAAAAAAAAAAUAACAAAUUUAAAAGGAAAAAAUAAAAAAG
Messenger RNA from Capsicum annuum, 1787 nucleotides. RefSeq lists its product as uncharacterized. The record is from RefSeq and is a predicted model, not a curated record. The coding region runs from base 175 to 795 and encodes 206 amino acids. NCBI's taxonomy places the organism in Eukaryota, Viridiplantae, Streptophyta, Magnoliopsida, Solanales, Solanaceae. The transcript has 2 exons.